CGUCCGCUCGCUUUCGUUUCACUGCGAGGUGGAAGGAGCACCGAGUGCGGGGGAGGGUCUGGGUUACUCCUCCUUCACGCAGCUGCUGCCUGUUCCUCAGCGUCGGAAGGACGGAGUGCUGCAGGCUACCCCAGCCAGGCGGAUCCACGCUACCGGCGAGCUGAGAGUAGCGCCGAACGGUUGGAAUGCCAGCCGGAGCUGCAGCCUCGCUGUGAGUGAGGCGCGAAGAGAGGCACCUGGGAGGCCUCCGGCGGUUCGCGGACUGAUGACACCUGACUGACAGGUCAUGGCCCUGAUGAUUCCUCCAGUGAAGCUCAAAUGGCUGGAGCACCUCAACAGCUCAUGGAUCACGGAGGACAGCGAGUCCAUUGCUACCAGGGAGGGAGUCUCCGUGCUCUACUCCAAGUUGGUGGCCAACAAAGAAGUGGUGCUCCUACCUCAGCAGGUGCUUUGCCUCAAGGGCCCCCAGCUGCCUGUCUUUGAACGCGAGUCCCUUUCCAGCGAUGAGCAGGAACAUUACUUGGACGCCCUCCUCAGUAGCCAGCUGGCCCUGGCCAAGACUGUGUGCUCAGACUCGCCCUUUGCAGCAGCCCUACGCAAGCGGUUGUUAGUGCUGCAGCGCAUCUUCUAUGCGCUCUCCAAUAAGUACCACGACAAAGGCAAGGUGAAGCAACAGCAGCACUCGCCAGAGAACAGCUCAGGCUCAGCAGACCCACACUCAGUGAGUGAACGACCACGGUCCAGCACUGAUGCGCUCAUCGAGAUGGGUGUGCGCACGGGCCUCAGCCUCCUCUUUGCGCUCCUACGUCAAAGUUGGAUGACUCCACCCCCUGGGCCUGGCCUCAACCUUUGCAACGAUGUCAUACAUACUGCCAUAGAUGUCGUCAGCUCCUUGCCACCACUGUCACUAGCCAAUGAGAGCAAGAUCCCUCCUAUGGGUCUGGACUGUCUGGCCCAAGUGACCACCUUCCUGAAAGGUGUAACCAUGCCAAAUUCGGGGGCGGAUAUCUUGGGCCGUAGGCUGGCUUCAGAGUUGCUGCUGGGACUGGCUGCUCAGAGGGGCUCACUGCGGUACCUGCUGGAGUGGAUAGAAAUGGCACUGGCGGCCUCCGCUCUAGUCAGCACCAUGGAGAAAAGCAAAGUGUCUCUGAACCAGGAGGGGCUUAUUGGAUAUGACUGCUUCAUGAAUAUCUUGCUGCAGAUGCGACGUUCUUUGGGGUCAUCAGCAGACCGCAGUCAUUGGAGGGAGCCCACACGGACAUCAGAUGGGCUGUGCUCUCUGUAUGAAGCUGCACUGUGUCUGUUUGAAGAGGUGUGCAGAAUGGCAUCGGAUUACUCCAGAACUUGUGCGAGUCCAGACAGCAUCCAGACUGGAGAAGCGCCCAUCGUGUCAGAAACAUGCGAGGUGUAUGUGUGGGGCAGUAACAGCAGCCAUCAGCUGGUGGAGGGCACUCAGGAAAAAAUACUGCAGCCCAAACUGGCUCCCAGCUUCGCAGAUGCACAGACGAUCGAAGCUGGGCAGUACUGCACAUUCGUCAUCUCCUCCGAUGGGUCAGUGCGAGCCUGCGGGAAAGGGAGUUACGGUCGGCUGGGACUGGGGGACUCCAACAACCAGUCCACACUGAAGAAGCUGACCUUUGAACCUCACCGCGCCAUUAAGAAGGUGUCCUCCUCCAAGGGCUCGGAUGGCCACACCCUGGCCUUCACCACCGAGGGUGAGGUGUUCAGUUGGGGUGAUGGAGACUAUGGAAAACUGGGCCAUGGGAACAGCUCCACACAGAAGUACCCCAAACUCAUCCAGGGCCCACUUCAGGGAAAGGUGGUGGUCUGUGUUUCUGCUGGAUACCGACACAGCGCAGCCGUCAGCGAGGAUGGAGAGCUCUACACCUGGGGGGAAGGAGAUUUUGGGAGGCUAGGUCAUGGUGACAGCAACAGCAGGAACAUUCCUACCCUGGUGAAAGACAUCAGCAAUGUCGGUGAGGUGUCAUGUGGAAGUUCCCACACAAUAGCUUUGUCUAAAGAUGGCCGCACAGUUUGGUCUUUUGGAGGAGGAGACAAUGGAAAGCUGGGACAUGGGGAUACAAAUAGGGUGUACAAACCCAAAGUUGUAGAGGCGUUGCAGGGCAUGUUCAUACGGAAAGUUUGCGCAGGAAGCCAAUCAUCUCUGGCCCUCACAUCCACGGGACAGGUCUAUGCAUGGGGCUGCGGGGCCUGUCUGGGCUGUGGCUCCUCUGAGGCCACUGCUCUCAGACCAAAGCUGAUAGAGGAGCUGGCCACAACGAGAGUGGUGGACAUCUCCAUUGGGGACAGCCACUGUCUUGCCUUGUCUCAUGACAAUGAGGUGUAUGCCUGGGGUAAUAACUCAAUGGGCCAGUGUGGGCAGGGCAAUUCCACUGGCCCCAUUACAAAACCUAAGAAGGUCAUUGGCCUGGAUGGUGUGGCAAUCCAGCAAAUCUCUGCUGGCACAUCCCACAGCCUGGCCUGGACUGCUUUACCCAGAGACAGGCAAGUUGUCGCUUGGCACCGGCCUUAUUGUGUGGAUUUGGAAGAAAGCACUUUCUCACAUCUGCGUUCUUUUCUGGAGCGGUACUGUGACGGGAUCAACAGUGAAGUGCCACCCUUACCUUUCCCUUCAUCACGCGAGCAUCACAACUUCCUCAAAUUGUGUCUCAAGCUCUUGUCCAACCACUUGGCUCUGGCACUUGCGGGUGGUGUAGCCACCAGCAUUCUAGGCCGCCAAGCCCGGCCGCUGAGGAACCUUUUAUUUCGCCUGAUGGACUCUUCUGUGCCUGAUGAAAUCCAGGAGACUGUGAUAGAGACUCUGUCGGUGGGAGCGACAAUGCUGCUGCCCCCACUUCGGGAACGCAUGGAGCUGCUGCAUUCGCUUCUUCCCCAGGGGCCUGACCGAUGGGAGAGCUUGUCCAAAGGACAGAGGAUGCAGUUGGACAUUAUCCUGACCAGUUUGCAAGACCACACCCACGUGGCAUCGCUGCUGGGUUACAGCUCGCCCCAGGAUGCCCCAGAAGCGACCUCCUCGGGCUUGACUUUCGGCCUGACUGUAGACCCCUCCUAUGGCUCAUCUGGUAGCCACCCUGACACGCACCUGGCAGAGAUUCUAAUGAAGACUCUGCUGAGGAAUCUGGGCUUCUAUACGGAUCAGGCAUUUGGAGAACUGGAGAAGAACAGUGACAAGCUACUGCAAGGCACCUCCUCGUCAGACAGCAGCCAACCGGCCCACCUGCACCAGCUGCUGUGCUCCCUGCAGAAACAGCUUCUGGCGUACUGUCACAUGAACAGUGUCUCCGAAAACUCCAGCAGUGUGUCACUGCUGCACAAACACCUGCAGCUGCUGCUCCCUCACGCAACAGAUAUCUUCUCUCGCUCAGCCACCCUGCUAAAGGAGAGCUCCUGGAAUGGCAGUGUGAGGGAAAAGCUGAGGGAUGUCAUCUAUGUGUCAGCGGCGGGCAGUAUGCUGUGUCAGAUCAUCAACUCACUGCUGCUCCUGCCCGUGUCUGUGGCGCGUCCUCUGCUGAGCUACCUGCUGGAUCUCCUGCCGCCACUGGACCGACUGAACAGGCUUCUCCCCGCCGCUGCCCUGCUGGAGGACCAGGAGCUCCAGUGGCCUCUGCAUGGCACCCACGACUCGGUGGACCCUGCAGGUAUGCCCCUGCCACAGCCAGCCCAAUCCUGGGUAUGGCUAGUGGACCUGGAGCGUACAGUGGCCUUGCUGGUGGGUCGCUGUCUGGGUGGCAUGCUGCAGGGAGCCGCCACAUCUCUGGAGGAGCAGGACAUGGCCUACUGGCUAAAAACGCCACUCUUUAGCAAUGGCCUUGAAAUGGAUGUCCCCCAACUGGAUAACUGCAUCAGCUCUCUGCUAGAAGUGGCGCUGUCUGGGAAUGAGGAGCAGAAACCAUUUGAAUGUGCCUUGUGUCCUGACAUGGCCAUGCUUGUAGACUUGGCCUUGGGCUCUACCAAAGAACCAACCAAUAGCUUGUGGAUCAACAUGCAGGAUUAUGCCAUUAGCAAAGACUGGGAUAACACCAACCUCAGCAAUGAGUCCCUCCUAGACAUGGUUUCGAGAUUUGUCCUGGCAGCUCUGCUGAAGCACACUGGCUUACUGAGCCAGGCUUGUGGCGAGGGAAGAUACCAGCCCUGUAAGGCUCUGGCUGAGGUGUACCGGAGCGUGUACAAGGUCCGCAACCGAUUGCUGGCAUGUAAAAACAUGGAGCUCAUCCAGACACAGGCAUCUUCUCGGGACAGGCGGAUCUCUGACAACCAGGACUCCCUGGAGAUGGACCCGCAGGAGCAUUCCUUCACACGCACCAUUGAUGAGGAGGCAGAGCUGGAGGAGCAGGCAGACCGGGAGCGUGAAGAGGGACAUCAGGAACAGGAUGAUGAGGAGGAUGAGCGGGAACAUGAGGUCAUGACAGCUGGGAAAAUCUUUCAAUGUUUCCUCUCAGCGCGGGAAGCGGCACGCAGCCGCGAGCGGGAGCGGGCCAGCAGCGGGGGAGGCCUGGUCUUGGCAUCUGCCCCCCGGGGAGAAGAGGACCGCCCCCAGCCACAGCAGGAGCGCUGCAACAGCACAGGCCUCCCUGAAGGUCAGGACCUGUACACAGCAGCCUGCAACUCGGUGAUCCACCGCUGUGCCCUGCUGGUUUUGGGAGUGAGCCCUGCACUGUGUGACCAGAAGGAGGGUCCUGUCCCAACACCCGGAGGCACCUCCCAGGAGGCGGCUGGCUUCAUGACCAGGAGUGAGAGCUUGACUGCUGAGAGCCGGUCUGUGCAGGCUAGUCCAAGCUUCAGGCUGAUAAAAUCCAGAAGUGAGUCCGACCUGUCACAGCCUGAGUCUGAUGAGGAAGGUUAUACUCUGAGUGGAAGAAGAAAUGUUGACUCGGACUUGACCUUUUCUCACAAAAAGAGAGGAUUGCUGCACAGCUCUCCUGAUGCCCUAGCUGACUCCUGGGUCCGGAUCAAGCACAGCAGAGACCGCCUUUAUACCCCUGCCAGCUCCUAUGAGGAUUCAGACCUUGACCUGAGCAAGUCACUGGGAGUCCAUGCCCUGAUAGAGAACAUUGUGAAUUUUGUGAGCGGCGACAUCGGCAGCACGCCUGCCUUCAAGGAGCCCGAGGAGAGCAGGUCUACUAGCCCACAGGGCACCGUUGUUGCCAUGGAGCAGCAGCAGGGAAGGGCUGAGUUGCGUCUGGAGGCCUUGCAUCAAAUUGUGGUGCUUAUAUCCGGCAUGGAGGAGAAGGGCAGCCAGCCCACUGGUGCUAGCUGUCUCAGUGCACCUUUCCACUCCUCCUCUCUACUCACCUCCGUCAGAUUGCAGUUCCUGGCUGGCUGCUUUGGCCUCGGCAGCGUGGGAACUGGUGGCACCAAAGGGGAGAGCGUCCAGCUCCAUCACUACCAGGAUGGCAUAAGAGCUGCAAAGAGGAACAUCCAAAUGGACAUCCAAACAGCAGUGCACAAGAUCUACCAACAGUUGUCUCUCACGUUAGAGAGAGCUCUACAGGCCAACAAACACCACAUAGAAUCCCAACAGCGCCUCCUCCUGGUGACAGUGUUUGCACUGAGUGUGCGCUACCAGCCGGUGGAUGUGUCCCUGGCCAUCUCCAGCGGGCUCCUCAAUGUGCUCUCCCAGCUGUGUGGCACAGAGACCAUGCUGGGUCAGCCACUGCAGCUUCUUCAGAAGCCUGGAGUGUCUCAGCUCAGUACAGCCCUCAAAGUGGCCAGCACCCGCCUGCUGCAGAUUCUGGCCAUCAGUACCGGGACGUAUGCUGACAAGCUGAGCCCCAAAGUAGUGCAGUCCCUCCUGGACCUGCUCUGCAGCCAACUGAAGAACCUGCUCUCUCGGGCUGGUGUGAGCCUGCUGCCUGGGGACAAGGACCAGGAAGAGAAGAAGUCUGAGGAAAGUUCUGAUUCUGAAAAGAAAGACUUUAGAGCUCUGCUCCGCAAACAGCACACAGCAGAGCUGCACCUGGGAGACUUCCUCGUGUUUCUGCGACGAGUUGUUUCUUCCAAAGCCAUACAGUCCAAAAUGGCUUCGCCAAAGUGGACUGAAGUGCUGCUCAACAUUGCGGCACAGAAGUACUGUUCAGGUGUCCCUCUGGUGGGCAACUUGAGGACAAGACUGCUCGCUCUUCAUGUGCUGGAAGCAGUGCUUCCUGCCUGCGAGUCUAGUGUUGAGGAUGACCAGAUGGCACAGGUUGUGGAGCGAUUAUUCUCCUUGCUCUCUGACUGCAUGUGGGAAGCACCAAUUGCUCAAGCAAAACAUGCCCUCCAAGUAAAAGAGAAAGAACAAGAACUGAAACUGCAGGGCGAAGUAGAGGAGGAUGACGAGAACUUGCCCAUCCAGGAAGUGUCUUUUGACCCAGAGAAAGCACAGUGCUGCGUAGUGGAGAAUGGCCAAGGCCUGACGCAUGGCAGUGGGGGCAAGGGCUACGGCCUGGCCUCCACCGGAAUUUCCUCGGGUUGCUACCAAUGGAAGUUCUACAUUGUGAAGGAGAACAGAGGGAAUGAGGGCACCUGCGUAGGGGUGUCCCGCUGGCCUGUGCACGACUUCAACCACCGCACCACGUCCGACAUGUGGUUGUACCGAGCUUACAGCGGGAACCUGUACCACAACGGUGAGCACAUACUCACGCUGUCCAGCUUCACACAGGGAGACCACAUCACCUGCGUGCUUGACAUGGAGGCCAGGACCAUCUCCUUCGGCAAGAACGGAGAGGAGCCCAAAUUAGCUUUUGAAGACGUGGACGCCACAGAGCUGUACCCAUGUGUAAUGUUCUACAGCAGCAAUCCAGGUGAAAAGGUAAAGAUCUGUGACAUGCAGAUGCGAGGUAUCCCCCGAGACCUGCUUCCUGGGGACCCCAUCUGCAGCCCAGUGGCCACGGUGCUCGCGGAGGCCACCACCCAAUUGAUCCGCAUCCUGCACCGCACCGAACGCUGGACCCACCACAUUAACAAAAACAUGAUGCAGCGACUGCAUAAGAUCAAGCCCUGCUUCCGUGAUGCUGGCAGUGGACAGAGGCUAAAGAAGAGCCGUUCCGUGCAGAGCCGCGAAGAGCAUGAUGCCCGUGAGGAGCCGCGAGAUGAAGACCGGGGACGCCAUGCCAGGCAUGGCCUUGGGGACCUCUCAGAGGCACAGCUCAGGACGCUGUGCACUGAUGUGUGGCCAGUGCUGGCAGUGAUUGGUGGGGCUGACACUGGCUUGCGUGUUGGGGGUCGCUGCGUCCACAAGCAGACGGGUCGCCAUGCCACACUGCUAGGUGUGGUAAAGGAGGGCAGCACAUCAGCCAAGGUGCAGUGGGAUGAGGCAGAGGUCACCAUCAGCUUCCCAACUUUUUGGUCGCCUAGUGACACCCCGCUACACAAUUUGGAGCCAUGCGAGCCGCUGCCCUUUGACGUGUCGCGCUUCCGGGGCCUGACAGCCUCCCUGCUGCUGGACCUCACCUACCUCGCCAGCAUCCACGAGGACACAGGCAAGCAGAGCACACGCCGCCAUGAGAAGAGGCACCGCCAUGAGUCAGAGGACAAGGCAGAGGCCGAGACAGAACGGCCCAGGGAGGCCUGCGACCUCCGUAUCUCGCACAGCCUGGACGAGGUAAAGGCCCACAUGGCCACCACCUCCAAGUCUGAGGGUGAAGUCGCCUCCUUGGGGCUGGAGGCCCAGCAGAGCUCUGCAGAGGGCAAACGGAAGGUGCACGAACACAGCAGCCGCAGUCAUGAAUUGGCACAGUCAGAGAUGCAUGCUGUGCAGCUCUCCUACCUCUACCUGGGAGCCAUGAAGACACUGAGUGCCUUACUCAGCUGCAGCAAAUAUGCCGAGCUGCUGCUCAUUCCUAAGGUGCUGACGGAGAGUGGCCACAAUGCCGACUGCGCCAGCUCACCUGUCUUCCAGGAGGAGGUAGAGAUGAGAGCCGCCCUGCAGUUCCUCAUGCGCCACAUGGUAAAGCGGGCUGUCAUGCGCUCACCCAUCAAGCGAGCACUGGGGCUCGCAGAUCUGGAGAGAGCCCAGGCUGUGAUCUACAAGCUGGUGGUCAGUAGCCUCCUGGAAGACCAGUUUGGCGGAAAAGUCAAGCCUGAAGUGGACACUGAAGCAGAGGAGGCGGAGGGUGGACAGCAAGCCCAGACCCCUGUGACCACCAGCCCCUCAGCAUCCAGCACCACGUCCUUCAUGAGCAGCUCUCUAGAGGACACCACCACAGCCACCACGCCUGUCACUGACACAGAGACUGUGCCUGCUUCAGAGUCACCUGGUGUCAUGCCCCUCAGCUUGCUCAGGCAAAUGUUCUCCAGUUACCCUACUACCACGCUGCUGCCAACACGUCGGGCACAAACCCCACCUGUGUCCUCUCUCCCAACAUCCCCCUCUGAUGAGGUGGGCCGAAGACAGAGCCUGACAUCUCCAGAUUCCCAGCCUACAAGGCCUACCAAUCGCACAGCCCUGUCAGACCCCAGCAGCAGGCUGUCCACUUCUCCUCCCCCACCUGCCAUUGCUGUUCCACUGCUGGAAAUGGGCUUCUCAUUGCGUCAGAUCACCAAGGCCCUUGAGGCCACAGGAGCCCGAGGAGAAGCCGACGCCCAAAACAUCACUGUGCUGGCCAUGUGGAUGAUUGAACACCCAGGUGCAGAGGAUGAGGAGGAGUCACGCUCCGGUGGGGGAGCAGAAUCUUGUCCCGGGGCCACAGCUUCUUCUGGAGGGGGCAAGUCCUUGGAGAGGAACUAUCCCCCAUCUCCUGGUGACAUCCCCAAUGCAGAUGCUGCAGAGAUGGAGGAGGGCUUCAGUGAGAGUCCUGAUUGCUUAGACCAGGAGAGUGCCUCUGCCUCCAGUGGCCCUGCCCCCAGGGGGCGGUCCAACGUCAGCAGGAAGCACCGCUUUGACCUGGCUGCACGGACUCUGCUGGCGCGGGCUGCAGGGCUGUAUCGCUCGGUCCAGGCACACCGCAACCAGAGUAGGCGUGAUGGCACCACCCUUCAGCAGGACCCCGGUACACUCUAUGACUUCAACCUGGAUGAAGAGUUGGAGAUUGACCUAGAUGAAGAGACCAUGGAGGCCAUGUUUGGCCAGGACCUGGCCAGCGAUACAGACAUUCUGGGAAUGUGGAUCCCGGAGGUAUUGGACUGGCCAACAUGGCACGUGUGUGAAAGUGAGGACCGUGACGAAGUGGUGUGUGAGCUGUGUGAGGCCAGCGUGGCCAACUUCAACCAUCACAUGAAGAAGAACCACCCAGGCUGCGGGCGCAGUGCCAACCGUCAGGGCUAUCGCAGCAAUGGCUCCUACGUGGACGGCUGGUUUGGUGGAGAGUGUGGCAGCGGUAGCCCCUACUACCUACUUUGUGGCAGCUGCAGGGAGAAAUACUUGACUGUUAAGAGCAAGUCAAAGGUACCUGUGUUGGAGAGGUACAAAGGACAAGCCCCAGACCUUCUUGGGAAGCAGGACAGUGUUUAUGAAGAGGAUUGGGACAUGCUGGAUGUGGACGAGGAUGAGAAGCUCACAGGGGAGGAGGAGUUUGAACUGUUGGCUGGACCACUGGGCUUGAGUGAGCGCCGGGUGGUACCGGAACCUGUGGAUUUCUUAGACAAUGACCCGCUUGGGGCCUCCGUUGCCAUGGUUACUGCCACCAACAGUAUGGAGGAGACCCUGCUGCAGAUAGGCUGCCAUGGCUCGGUAGAGAAGAGCUCGUCUGGCAGAGUGACACUGGGGGAGCAGGCGGCAACACUGCUGACCCCCCAUGACCGUGUGAUGGCCCUCAGACGAGUGACAGCUGCAGCACAGGUGCUGCUGGCCAGGACCAUGGUGAUGAGGGCCCUAUCUCUGCUUUCUGUCAGUGGGUCUAGUUGCAGUCUGGCAGCUGGUCUGGAGUCACUGGGUCUGACUGACAUCAGGACCCUAGUGCGCCUCAUGUGCUUGGCUGCUGCUGGGAGAGCUGGCCUCUCCACCAGCCCAUCUGCUGGCCCAGGGUCUGUAGAGCGACCACGUGGUGCCACCAAGGCCAGCAAGCCCAUCUCCUGUCUUGCUUACCUCAGCACCGCUGUGGGCUGCCUGGCCUCCAACAGCCCAAAUGCAGCCAAGCUGCUUGUCCAGCUUUGUACACAGAAUCUGAUUUCUGCUGCGACUGGUAUGAACCUCACCACAGUUGAUGAUCCCAUUCAAAGGAAGUUUUUGCCCAGUUUCCUCCGAGGAGUUGCAGAGGAGAACAAACUGGUGAACUCCCCCAACUUCGUCGUCACCCAGGCCCUGGUAGCUCUGCUGGCAGACAAGGGCACAAAGCUCAGACCCAACUGUGACAAGGCUGACAUGGAGAAAAGAGGUGUUUUUGCGACUUUGUAUGCUCCUGCUUCAUGUCGCCCUUCCGCUGUAGGGCCGCUGGAGCUGGCCAACGCACUGGCGGCAUGCUGCUUGUCUUCACGGCUCUCCUCUCAGCACCGGCAGUGGGCUGCACAGCAGCUUGUACGCACGCUCGCCGCACACGACCGCGACAACCAGAGCCGGCCACAGACCUUUGCCGACAUGGCGGGGGAUCUGCGCAAAUGCUCCUUCGUCAAACUGGAGGCUCAUCAGGGCAGGGUUAUAACUCUGGGCUGGUGUGGUAAGAAAGGUUUGCUGGCCACCAGUGGUAAUGAUGGCACUGUACGAGUCUGGAAUGUAACGAAAAACCAGUACACCCUUCAACAAACCUGUGUCUUCAAUAAAGCGGACAGCUUGCCAGAGGAGGGUCUGAGUAGCCUGGGCUCUCCAGGGGACCCAAGCUUGUCCCCUGUCACGUGGAGUGUCACAGGGAAGUACCUGGCCGCUGCUAUGGAGAAGAUGGUCAACAUCUGGCAAGUCAAUGGAGGAAAGGGCCUGCUGGAUAUCCAGCCCCACUGGGUGUCGGCAAUGACCUGGCCUGAGAAAGAGUCCAGCUGGUCUGGAGAACCUCUGGAGGUCCUGCUGGUGGGCCGCAUGGAUGGCUCUCUUGGCCUUAUUGAGGUGGUGGAUGCCUCAACCAUGCAACGGGUGGAACUGGAGCAUUGCUAUAGGAAAGAUGUGGCUGUCAUGCACAUUGCUUGGUAUAGUGAGGACAAGCCUUUUGCUGUUGGCUAUGCUGAUGGGAAACUUCUGAUUGGAUCCAAAGAGCCUCUGGAGAAAGGAGCCGUUGUGGUUAUUGAUGCACAUAAAGAGUCCAUCACGUGUAUGAGGUGGGACCCCAGCGGUCAGAUACUGCUGACUUGUGCCAGGGAGGAGACUGUGAAGAUGUGGGUGUGUUCUGUGCCAGGAGGGACCUGGUUGUGUCUGCAAGCUCUGAUGCAUCCCGCGGUGGUCAAUAGCAUUGCCUGGUGUCCAUUGCCAGGACAGAGCCCCAGGGCCCUUAACAUGCUGGCCACAUGCUGCCAAAAUGGCUUGGUGUGUGUGUGGACUCUUCCUGUGGACAGUAUCCCUGAGCCAAGCUCCAGUGGCUCUGAUGGGUUCUGGGACAUGGACCCAAAAUCAAAGCUGAAGGUAUGGGAGCACUGUUGCAGAAGAUUGGAUGGUGCUACAUGCGUCUUUCAGCUCAAGGGGCACAUCACAUCAGUUCGGACUGUGGCGUUCAGUCCUGAUGGGCUGGCUUUGGUUUCGGGGGGCACUGGGGGCCUCCUGAACAUCUGGUCCUUGCGGGAUGGCUCUGUGCUGCAGACUGUGGUGGCUGGCUCUGGUGCCAUUCAAAACAUUAUUUGGAUACCAGAUGUGGGGGUGGCUGUGUGCUCCAACAGAUCAAAGGAUGUGCUUGUUGUGAACUGUACAUCAGAGUUCAUGUCCACAAACCAUAUCCUAGCGACAUGCAGAACAGCCCUUAAGAAGCAGGGGGUUGUGGGACUGAACAUGGCACCCUGCAUGAGAGCUUUCCUGGAGAGACUCCCAGUAAUGCUGCAAGAACAGUAUGCUUAUGAGAAGCCUGAGGUGGUCUGUGGUGAGCAGCUUGUCCAUACUCCCUACAUGCAAUGCCUAGCAUCCUUGGCGGUGGGCCUCCAGCUGGACCAGCUCCUAUGCAAACCCCCACUUCCACCCCAUCUGUCCCACUGCCCAGUAGACCAAGGCACCUGGAAUCCCAGUGAGUGGGCCUGGCUUGACUGCUUCUCCACCACAGUCAAAGCUGCAGAGGCCCUAGCCCGUGGCACUGUCUUCCCAGAGUCCUUUGCAGUGCCAGACCUGGAGCCAGUACCAAGGGAAGAGCUUGCAUUGCUCAUGGACAAUAGUAAAUGGAUGUCAGGAAUGGAUGAGCAGAUUAUGUCUUGGGCCAUCUCCAGACCUGAGGAUUGGCACCUGGGAGGGAAGUGCGAUGUGUACCUGUGGGGUGCAGGUCGCCAUGGGCAGCUUGCUGAGGCUGGGAGGAACAUCCUGGUGCCAACCAUAGCUGCGUCCUUCUCACAGGCCCAGCAGGUGGUCUGUGGGCAGAACUGCACCUUUGUGAUCCAGGCCAACGGCACAGUGCUGGCCUGUGGAGAGGGCAGCUAUGGCCGCCUGGGCCAGGGUAACUCUGACGACCUGCACGUGCUCACGGUCAUCUCUGCCUUGCAAGGCUUUGUGGUGACUCAGCUAGUGACCUCGUGUGGCUCAGACGGUCACUCCAUGGCACUGACAGAGAGUGGCGAGGUGUUCAGCUGGGGCGACGGGGACUACGGCAAGCUGGGCCAUGGGAACAGUGACCGCCAGCGCCGUCCGCGGCAAAUAGAGGCCCUGCAGGGGGAGGAGGUGGUUCAGAUGUCAUGUGGAUUCAAGCAUUCCGCAGUGGUUACCGCAGAUGGGAAACUUUUCUCUUUCGGCAAUGGAGACUAUGGGCGUCUGGGCUUGGGGAAUACGUCCAACAAGAAAUAUCCAGAGAGGGUUAUGGCACUUGAGGGUUACCAAGUUGGACAGGUGGCCUGUGGUCUGAAUCACACCCUAGCUGUUUCUGCUGAUGGGAUGAUGGUGUGGGCCUUUGGGGAUGGAGACUAUGGGAAACUUGGAUUGGGAAAUUCAACAGCAAAGUCAUCCCCGCAGAAAGUGGAUGUCCUCUGUGGUAUUGGGAUUAAAAAGGUCUGCUGUGGCACCCAGUUCUCCGUUGCUCUGACAAAGGAUGGAAACGUUUACACAUUUGGACAAGACCGCUUGAUUGGCCUACCUGAAGGAAGGGCACGAAAUCACAACAGACCCCAGCAGGUUCCUGCCCUCUCGGGGGUCUUCAUCGAAGACAUUGCAGUUGGGGCAGAGCACACGCUAGCUCUGUCCUCCACUGGGGAUGUUUAUUCCUGGGGUAGCAACUCUGAGGGUCAGCUAGGACUGGGUCAUACCAACCAUGUGCGUGAGCCCACUCUGGUGACUUCACUGCAGGGAAAGAACAUCCACCAGAUCUCCGCUGGCCGCUGUCACAGUGCAGCCUGGACUGCCCCGUCUGUCCCACCAAGAGCCCCUGGCUCCUCUGUGCCCCUACAGCUGGGUCUGCCCGUGGCUGUGCCCCCCCAGUACAGCGCCCUGAAAGAGGUCAGCAUGGAAGUGGUCCGUGCCAGGCUCCGCCUGCUCUAUCAUUUUUCAGACCUCAUGUACUCAUCGUGGCGGCUCCUCAACCUCAGCCCCAACAACCAGAGCUGCACAUCACAUUACAAUGUGGGCACCUGGGGAAUCGUCCAAGGGCAACUGAGACCCUUGCUGGCUCCCCGAGUCUACACCCUACCCAUGGUCCGCUCUAUCGGCAAAACUAUGGUGCAGGGCAAGAACUACGGCCCGCAGAUCACCGUCAAGCGGAUAUCCACUAGGGGACGGAAGUGUAAGCCCAUCUUUGUGCAGAUUGCCCGCCAGGUUGUGAAGCUCAAUGCCUCAGACCUGCGGUUGCCCUCUCGUGCCUGGAAGGUGAAGCUGGUGGGAGAGGGGGCAGAUGACGCUGGUGGAGUGUUUGAUGACACCAUCACAGAGAUGUGCCAGGAGCUUGAGACAGGAGUUGUGGACCUGCUUAUUCCCUCCCCUAAUGCCACAGCCGAAGUUGGCUACAACCGAGACAGGUUUCUUUUCAACCCCUCUGCCUGCCUUGACGAGCAUCUCCUGCAGUUCAAGUUUCUGGGCAUCCUAAUGGGAGUUGCCAUUCGCACUAAGAAACCCCUGGACCUUCACCUGGCCCCCAUGGUGUGGAAGCAGCUUUGCUGCAUCCCUUUGCUUCUGGAGGACUUGGAGGAGGUGGACCUACUCUACGUUCAGACCCUCAACAGCAUUCUUCACAUUGAAGACAGUGGGAUUACUGAGGAAAAUUUCCAUGAGAUGAUUCCUCUCGACUCCUUCGUGGGCCAGAGUGCCGAUGGGAAGAUGGUGCCCAUAAUCCCGGGAGGAAACAGCAUCCCCCUCACUUUCGCCAACAGGAAGGAGUACGUGGACCGUGCCAUUGAGUAUAGGCUCCAUGAGAUGGAUCGCCAGGUGGCCGCAGUGCGAGAGGGCAUGUCCUGGAUCGUGCCUGUGCCCUUGUUGUCCUUCCUCACAGCUAAGCAGCUGGAGCAAAUGGUUUGCGGGAUGCCCGAGAUCUCGGUGGAUGUGCUGAAGAAGGUGGUCCGAUACCGUGAGGUGGAUGAGCAGCACCAGCUGAUCCAGUGGUUCUGGCAGACCCUGGAGGAGUUCUCCAACGAGGAGCGCGUGCUCUUCAUGCGUUUCGUGUCGGGUCGGUCCCGCCUGCCUGCCAAUACCGCUGACAUCUCGCAGAGGUUCCAGAUCAUGAAAGUUGACAGGCCAUACGACAGCCUGCCCACCUCUCAGACCUGCUUCUUUCAGCUGCGCCUUCCUCCUUACUCCAGCCAGUCCCUUAUGGCCGAGCGACUGCGCUACGCUAUCAACAACUGUCGCUCCAUCGACAUGGACAACUACAUGCUCUCCCGCAAUGUGGACAACACAGAGGGCUCAGACACAGACUACUGAUGACAACACAUGAUCAAAAUCGAUGCCCUGCUAAACCUUGAUCCUGGUGGGGUAGAUGUUAAAAUCCAGACCACUCUCUGGUUUAUCAAUAAAGUAGGAAAUCUAGAGCAAAAAAAUUUACAAAAACGGCCACUUUUUAAGUAUUCAAUGUACUUGCAAAUGUAAUCACUUUGAGUGUUUUUAUUUUACCUUGUGGUGUAUUAGAAGUUUAAACAAUCACCAUGAGCAGUGCAUUUUUUUUUUUUUCUUCAUCCUAUUUUUAGGGUUAUUUUUAAAGUUUGCAUGAAGGUCUGGUUCAUUUGGAAAUGUGCUUAGAACAUCAAGUACAAUGAAAAAUAAAAUGAAAAACAAUUGUACAUUGUGUAUAAUGUUUCAUUGGGGGGAGUUUUACAUAAAUAUUCAUAUUUAUUUUGUUUUAAUUUUGAAUUGCCAAUGCUGUUUCCUACUGCAAAAACAAAAACCCUCAAUAAAUGCUUCAGUUCUA
Messenger RNA from Scleropages formosus (Asian bonytongue), 15377 nucleotides. RefSeq names its product HECT and RLD domain containing E3 ubiquitin protein ligase family member 1 (gene herc1). The transcript is spliced from 78 exons. Gene Ontology annotation, molecular function: ubiquitin-protein transferase activity; protein binding. Lineage: Eukaryota; Metazoa; Chordata; Actinopteri; Osteoglossiformes; Osteoglossidae. The record is from RefSeq and is a predicted model, not a curated record. The coding region runs from base 287 to 14893 and encodes 4868 amino acids.